This is a messenger RNA of Felis catus (domestic cat), 1957 nucleotides long. It is a transcript of the gene HMGA1, whose product is annotated as high mobility group AT-hook 1. NCBI's taxonomy places the organism in Eukaryota, Metazoa, Chordata, Mammalia, Carnivora, Felidae. Gene Ontology annotation, molecular function: transcription coregulator activity; DNA binding. Gene Ontology annotation, cellular component: nucleus; chromatin. The record is from RefSeq and is a predicted model, not a curated record. The coding region runs from base 315 to 638 and encodes 107 amino acids. Gene Ontology annotation, biological process: regulation of DNA-templated transcription. The transcript is spliced from 6 exons.
CCCGCCCCCCACAGUGACACGGCUGGCGCGGGCGGGCCCGUCCCCCCUGCCCCUGGGUCGCUCUUUUUAAGCUCCCCUGAGCCGGGGCUGCGCUCCUCUAAUUGGGACUCCGAGCCCGGGCUAUUUCUGGCGCUGGCGCGGCUCCAAGAAGGCAUCCGCAUUUGCUACCAGCGGCGGCGGCGGCGGCGGAGCCAGGCCGGUCUUCAGCGCCCAGCACCGUCGCUCCCGGCAGCCCGGAGCGCGCACCGCAGGCCGGCGGCCGAGCUCGCGCAUCCCAGCCAUCGCUCCUCCACCUGCUCCAGAGAGAAGGGAAGAUGAGCGAGUCGAGCUCGAAGUCCAGCCAGCCCUUGGCCUCCAAGCAGGAAAAGGACGGCACUGAGAAGCGGGGUCGGGGCAGGCCGCGCAAGCAGCCUCCGGUGAGUCCCGGGACGGCGCUGGUAGGGAGUCAGAAGGAACCCAGCGAAGUGCCAACACCUAAGAGACCUCGGGGCCGACCAAAGGGGAGCAAAAACAAGGGUGCUGCCAAGACCCGGAAAACUACCACAACUCCAGGGAGGAAACCAAGGGGCAGACCCAAAAAACUGGAGAAGGAGGAAGAAGAGGGCAUCUCGCAGGAGUCCUCCGAGGAGGAGCAGUGACCGCGCCGUGCCGCCUGCUCCUUCACCGGGGAGCAGUUUCCUUCUGGGACUGGACAGCUCCGCUCCGCUCCCACCGCCCCCGCCCCUCCCCCCAGGCCCACGCGUCACCGCCACCUACCUGUGCCCUCACCACCACACUACACAGCACACCAGCCGCUGCGGGGCCCCGAGGCCUGAGUGGGGAGCAGUUUCCUUUGGUCUAGGUUUCCAGCGACCCCUCACCCAUGCGCACAUUUGCCCUUCCAGACAAAGCCGACUUCCCGCCUCGCCGCACCCUGCCCCUGCUGCGUCCCCACGCUCAGUGGUUGGGGACAUUGCUGACUGGGCUCUUGGUAUGGGGGUCCCCUCUGCUUCCCCACUCUUCCUUCUGGCUUCCCACUAAGGGGCCUGGGAGGGCUCCCCUGGCCUUAAAAGGGGCCAUGCCCCAUCUCAUUCUGAUCUGCCCCACUCCACAGCACUGGCAGCAGCAGGUACGGCCAGUGGGGAGGGGUGCUCAGCCCCAAGAUGCGCCCACCCAGCCUGUGUCUCACCAGGUGCGGCUCACGCCCACUUUUCUUCCUUCCCACCUUGCUUAGUCCUUGCUCGAGGUCGGACAGCCCCGUUUGGGGCACAGGAAGGAAGGCAGGAGGGGUCUGAGCCCCCUACCCUCUCCAAACGGGCUCCAGCCCACCUCACCGCCACCCUGGAAUCUAUUGCAGUGAGGGAAAUUCGGUCACCCUUUAUCCAGGAGGCCCAGGUUCCCUGUGGCAGCCACCUAAGGUGGGCUGGAGCCACUGCCCAACCCUAUCUGCUUCUACCCUAGGCCUCAGUUUCCCCUUUCCUCACACGGGGCACUAAUAACAAGGAGCUAGCCUUGCCCACUCCCACCCUUCUGCUCCUCCCCACCCCCCAAGGUUCUGGUUCCAUCUUUCCUCUGUUCACAAACUACCUCUGGACAGUUGUGUUGUUUUUGUUCAAUGUUUCCAUUCUUAGACAUCCGUCAUUGCUGCUGCGACCAGCGCCAAAUGUUCAUCCUCAUUGCCUCCUCCUGUUCUGCCCACAUCCCCCUCCUCCAAGAUGCUCUUAGGGGAAGGGGCCUGGGGCAGAGCAGGCUGGGUUACCGACCACCCCAGUCCCAGGGAAGGUGGGGGCCCUGCCCCUAGGAUGCUGCAGCAGAGUGAGGAGUGGGGGGGGCCUGUAUUGACCGACAAGGGUGUAGGGGCCACCUUUUCCCCCUGUUCUGCCGGGGAGGAGGUAGCCAUUAUUUGUCCCAGCCUGGGGCCCCCCCAUCUGGUUUCCUAUUUGCAGUUACUUGAAUAAAAAAAAUAUCCUUUUCUGGA